Molecule: messenger RNA, 1494 nt
Organism: Oryza brachyantha (malo sina)
Lineage: Eukaryota; Viridiplantae; Streptophyta; Magnoliopsida; Poales; Poaceae
Product: xyloglucan galactosyltransferase KATAMARI1 homolog
Exons: 2
Coding region: 1-1494 (497 amino acids)
Molecular function (GO): glycosyltransferase activity
Source: RefSeq, a predicted model, not a curated record
AUGGAAGCCAACUACCCCAAGUACGUCCCCUACGGCCUCCUCGUCGUCGGCUCAUGGCUGCUCUCCUGCCUCCUCCAUUUCCACGUCUUCCACGUCGCGCUCUUCCCCUACCCCGCCUCGGUCCUCGUGUCGCGCCGUGUUGCUGCGGACGGCAGCUGCGUCGGGAGGAGGCGGUCGUCGCCGGCGAAGAAGGUGGAGGCGGAGGCGGAGGCGAAGUGCGACGGGCGGUAUGUGUAUAUGCUGGAGGUGCCGCCGCGGUUUCAGAUGCUUGCGGAGUGCGUCCAGGGGUCGCCGGUGUUCGAGAACCCCAACCAUGUGUGCGUCCUCAUGGUGAACUCCGGCCUCGGCCGCGUCAUCCCUGCCGCCGCCGGCAAUGCCAGCUUCGACGGCGACAUCAUCCCGAACACCGGAUGGUACAACACGGACCAGUACGCGUUGGAGGUGAUCUUCCACAACCGGAUGCGGCAUUACGAGUGCCUCACCGGCGACCUCGCGGCGGCGACGGCGGUGUACGUACCGUUCUACCCGGCGCUGGAGCUGAACAGGCACAACUGCUGGUCGACCGCCAAGGAGAGGAACGGCCUGUCCGGGGAAUUCCUCCGGUGGCUGUCGACGCAGCCGUCGUGGGCGGCGCACGGCGGGCGUGACCACUUCAUGGUCGCCGCGCGGACGACGUGGUUGUUCCGGCGGAGGGACGAGGCCGGCGACGCGCUCGGCUGCGGCAACGGCUUCCUCGCCCAGCCGGAGUCCGGCAACAUGACGGUGCUCACCUACGAGUCCAACAUCUGGGACCGCCGCGACUUCGCCGUGCCGUACCCGACCUACUUCCACCCGUCGUCGGCCGGCGAGGUGGCGGCGUGGCAGGACACCGUCCGCGCCAACCGCCGUCCCUGGCUUUUCGCGUUCGCCGGCGGGCGGCGCGCCAACGGGACGCUGCCGAUCCGCGACCACAUCAUCGACGAGUGCACCGCCUCGCCACCGGCCCGGUGCGGGAUGCUCGACUGCAGCCACGGCCGCAGCGCAACCUGCCGCUCGCCGCGCCGCCUCGUCGGCCUCUUCGCCUCCGCCCGCUUCUGCCUCCAGCCUCGCGGCGACUCCUUCAUGCGCCGCUCCUCCAUCGACACCGUCCUCGCCGGCUGCAUCCCGGUCUUCUUCCACGAGGCCUCCACCUUCAAGCACCAGUACCGAUGGCACGAGCGCGACGACGACACCACCACCACCACCGAUGCCGGGCGCCGGCGAUACUCCGUCGUCAUCAACCCGCAGGACGUCGUAGAAGGCAGAGUACGCAUCGAUGAGGUGCUGAGCAGGUUCACCGACGACGAGGUGGCCGCCAUGAGAGAGGAGGUGAUCAAGAUGAUCCCUAGAUUCGUGUACAAGGACCCUAGGGUGAAGUUCCAGGGCGACAUGAAUGACGCCUUCGACGUCACGUUCAACGAGAUCAUGGCGAGGAUGAGGAGGAUCAAGAAGGGUGAAAUGUUGCGAUGGAAAUAA